Salvia miltiorrhiza (redroot sage) is the source of this 1368-nucleotide messenger RNA. RefSeq lists its product as uncharacterized. NCBI's taxonomy places the organism in Eukaryota, Viridiplantae, Streptophyta, Magnoliopsida, Lamiales, Lamiaceae. Gene Ontology annotation, molecular function: mRNA binding. The transcript is spliced from 9 exons. Bases 115 to 1086 code for a protein of 323 amino acids. The record is from RefSeq and is a predicted model, not a curated record.
AAAAUGAUUUAUUAGUUGUAAUAAGCAAUAAGCAGAAGAACUAAAAGGUGCUUUUCCUUCUCCGUUGAGGUGGUGGUGCCCUAGAGCUCGUCGGCAGUCCGAAUCAUAGCUUUAAUGGACGAUCUCACUGCUUAUUACGCUCCUCCAAUCCACCACCCUUACUACCAGCCGCCUCCUCCUCCGCCUCCGGGAACGGCGCAUACGCCCCCGGCCGCCGUCGCCCACGUCCAGCCCCAAAUCGUCGCCUACGCUCCUCCAAUCUACCCACAGUCUUCGCACGACCAGGUUCGUACGCUCUUUGUCGCCGGCCUCCCCGACGACGUCAAGCCGCGAGAACUCUACAAUCUCUUCCGAGAAUGCCCCGGAUACCAGUCCUCUAAUCUCAGACCCCCUACCUCAUCUAAUAAUCAGCCUUUUGCUUUUGCGACUUUUGUGGAUCAACAAUCAGCAGUAAUGGCUUUGCAUGCAUUUAACGGUAUGGUGUUUGACCUUGAAAAAGGUUCUACUCUGUAUAUUGAUUUAGCGAAAUCUAAUUCCCGGUCAAAACGAUUACGAGCAGAUGAUGAGAGCCAAGGUUCAGAAAAAAGGCUGAAAGGGGCUGUGGCUAGUUCAAGGGGUGAUGAUCCUGGUCUUGGCAGCAUUCACACGCCUGGAAUGGGUAAUUCUGCUUACAACACGAUUGGUUAUUCUUCUACACAAAGUCUGCGGAAUGUUGAUGGUGGGUCCAUGAGCGGAGCUUCUUUGAAGUCGAACAGCAGCCCAUGUCCAACGCUUUUUGUGGCCAAUCUAGGUCCACAUUGCACUGAGGAUGAGCUGACACAACUGUUUUCUAGAUGUCGUGGAUUUAUAAAGUUGAAGAUGCAAAGUACAUAUGGAGCUCCUGUUGCAUUUGUUGACUUUCAGGAUACUGCUUGUUCAACGGAGGCUCUAAGUCAUCUACAAGGCACAGCUCUCUAUUCCUCAACGUCUGGCGAAGGGAUGCGACUGGAGUAUCCUUUUGAGCUAGUUACAGUGGUAAACCGUUUCCAUUUUCUAAUAUAUACAGUUAUGUUAGAUCACAUUUCUUGGCAUGUUCCCCUAACCUAAAUUUAGAUAUGCAAAAUCUCGGAUGGGAAUGCGUAGUAAGAGGUCCAGGUAAAGUGCUGCAGUUAAAUUGUUGUGGAGCCUCACUGGGCAAAUGGCCCACCGAGCAUAAUGCGUCAUUGAACAAACCUAGUUGGGGGUAUUCAAUUUGUGUAAUUUACAUCAUUGGCCAACAUUAAGUAAAUGUGAGUAGAUGUUUGCACCUAACCAUCUCUACUUUAGAUAAACAAUGUUUGAUUAUUUUGUUGUCUGACUAUAUAUAUUCAUUGAGGAGUUCAUAUUGAA